This is a messenger RNA of Paramecium pentaurelia, 1765 nucleotides long. The record is from the annotation of a GenBank genome assembly. NCBI's taxonomy places the organism in Eukaryota, Ciliophora, Oligohymenophorea, Peniculida, Parameciidae.
AAUGCAACGAGUGCCACAAUAUAUUCAACGACCGAUAAUUUAAGAUUCUUUUAGACAAACAUUCAAAUAGACUCUAGAUAAUGAAAAUACCUCUAAUCAAUAUCAAAAACGAAAACCCAUCUAAGCAUAUCCUUAAUAUCAAUCUACUUAAGUUCUUCAAAAACCUGAGAUACGUCCUAAUUCAUCAUAACCUAGACAACCAUCCAUUUAAGCAGUUCCUAGACCAUCUUCAGUUUCUAAUGAUAAAAGGGCUUUUUCAAAUUAGAAAUAACCAUGUAGAUCUUCAUUCAAAGAAUUGAAAAGUUCAACAUACAUUUAACCAUAACAAGCAACUCCAUAAUCUAGAUAUUUUUCAUAAAAAUAGACACCAGAUACUAAUUUAAUUAAAUGUUUGUCAGAUCAAUAAUUACAAAGUAAAUAAAUUGAUCAAUAAGAAUAUCAAAAAUUACAUGAAAAAUUGUAAUUCUUGGAGAAUAAAAUCAAUAAAAUUAAAUCUAACAUAGAAAUAAGCAAUUCUUAAUUAUAAAAAUAAUCUGAAAGAUCAAAACAAAAGCCUCUUGGUUUAGCAGCUAAAUUUUUUCAAAAAAAAGAUCAAGAAAAUAAUGAACCAAAAGAAUCAAAAACUCCUAAAGAAUUAACUAAAUGUUCAACUACUUUAAAUAUACAAUUAAAUAAAGCAUUAAAAUAAAGUUAAGUAAUAAAAGAAUAAAAUGAAUCAAGCAUCAAUUUAGAUUAAUUUGUUACAUAAGUUAAAUAACCAAAAAAACCAAUCUAAUAAUAAUCAUCAUUAAAUAGACAUCAAUCUUUAGAGAUUAAUUAAUCAUUUAAUUAAGUAACCAAAUCAAUAAUUAAUGAUAAAUCCUAUUCAUCUCAAAAACCUACCAAAGAUGAUCAUGUAUUCUUAUUCUUUAUCUUAGUUUCUAUACUAUAUAUCUAGUGUUGUGAGAUCCAUAUUUAUAUAGUAAAUAAAUAAAACAGAUGAAGUUGUUAGAGAUCAUAUAAUAUAAACUAUAUAAGUAAUUACUUUCUUUAUAUAUUAGGGUUUAGAAUAUGCUAGAAAUUUAUCAUUAGAAUUCUAAGAAGAUAAAAUUAUUAAUUUACCUAAAAAUAAUUAAUUUAAAACAUUAGUAUUUGAUUUAGAUGAAACUUUAAUUCAUUGUAAUGAAAGUACUUCUGUUCCUGGUGAUAUUAUUUUACCAAUUACAUUUCCUACUGGAGAGACAAUUUAAGCUUCAAUCAAUAUUAGACCUUAUGCUUAAUAGAUCCUUUAAACUUUGUCUCGACAUUUUGAAAUCAUUGUUUUUACUGCAUCUCAUUCAUGUUAUGCUAAUAUUGUUUUGGAUUAUUUAGAUCCAAAGAAACAAUGGAUCUCUCAUAGGUUAUUUAGAGAACAUUGUUAAUAAACUGAUGAAGGAGCUUAUGUAAAAGAUUUAAGGUGAAAUUUCUAUUUUAAUUUAUAGAGUACUUGGAAAUAGAAAAAUGUCAAAUAUUUUAUUAAUUGAUAAUGCAAGUUAUUCAUUUGGACAAUAAAUUGACAAUGGUGUUCCUAUUAUUGCUUUUUAUGAUAAUAAAUAAGAUUAGGUAAUUUAUUUUUAAUAAUUACUUUAAGGAAUUGCUCUAUCUAUAAAAUUACUUAAUGAAAUUCAGGGCAGUAACUGAUGUUAGAGAAUUGAAUUCUUAAUUAUUAAAAGUGAGUUCAUUCACCAACUAUUAAGAUCCAUAAUAAUUAUUACAAGAACUAUUUCCAGAAUAUAUACCAAAAUGA